Lepus europaeus (European hare) is the source of this 4416-nucleotide messenger RNA. Its product is annotated as spermatogenesis-associated protein 31D4-like. Bases 1 to 4416 code for a protein of 1471 amino acids. The transcript is spliced from 3 exons. The record is from RefSeq and is a predicted model, not a curated record. Lineage: Eukaryota; Metazoa; Chordata; Mammalia; Lagomorpha; Leporidae.
AUGGAGCACGUCCUCUCAUUUCUGAAGAGCCAUUUUGAGCUGUGGCUGAGCUUCAGCUCGAUUUUUAUUGAUAGCAGCCUCAACUACACUCUUAUUAGUGGGUUGGGGUUGAUCUUUUUGUACCUGAGCUACCUGGUAUUAAAGCUAUUUUCCAUAACCAUCUGUAAAAAUAAGACCAUCAAAAAGUGUCGGGGUCGAGCCAAGAGGCGGCGGAAAGGUGGAACAUUUAGAGGUAAGGUUCUCUGUGUUCACACUGAGCUUUGCAAGGGUGAUCCUUCUGUCUCAGAUCCAGGGCCUCUGAAAAUACCCCAGAGCCAACAUCAAGAUAUCACCAGUUUCCGUCACCUGCUGUGUCCAGACCCUCACUGUUCGGUGUGUAAUAGAGUGGCUGCCAAAGUCAGUCGACUGCUGUUACUGGGGAACCUGCUAGAGGAUACUUCCUCUGUGUAUUAUAUGGCUUCCUCAGCUUCUGUGAUUAAGACCUCAUUCACUGUGACAUCUGGCCACUCAAAAACUCGUCCAAGAGGCCAAAAAUCAGCCUCUUUGCGUGUGCCAUCUCCACCUCCCCUUUCUACUGUCUCACUUAACCAUGUUGCUUCUUUACCUGAUUUACUGUCCCCUGAUCCACCAGCUGACUCAGUACCAUCAGAGCCUAUUCCUCCCUUGGCUUCAAAACUCCCAGUGGACCCUUUCCCACCCCAACCUGUUGCUCUUUGCCCUACCACACCACAUCAAUCUCAGAGAUCAGAUCAUGAUCUCCAUCCAGAGAUUGCUCUGUCUGUAAUGAAUAGUCCUGAUGGGUUGUCAACUGAUGCUCCAACAGUCAGUGAAAUUGACCAUUCAAUGCCAGAAUCAUCCUGGCAGCAGGCCCAUGUCAAGGAUGCCAAAGACUUGUCCUCUUCCAACGUAGAACAAGAUAGUAUAAAGCAUGAGCUCCUUGAUGGCCAGUCUUCUGAGACCUCUUGCACAGAAUGUGCAUCCGACCUUGUAGAACCCACUAACUGCUUGUUACUCAGCCAUGACAAUCUGGCACUCUUGGAGAAACAAGUAAGAAAGAGGGGUGACUUCCUGAUCCAGAAGGAAAGGGAAAAUAAAAUGGAACCAAUUCUAAAACAACUAGGUUCAGACCACCAACUGAAUACUUCAGAGAAAAUGAUAGAGUCAAGUGCUGAUAGAUAUGAGUCAGCAGUCAGUCCAGACCACCUCUAUAUAUCAGAGCCAAUGUUAGAAUCAGAUGCUAAUAAGCAUGACUCAGCAGUCUCCCUUUAUUUUGGAAACAGCAAAGGCAAACUAGAGGAGCUGCAGAUGAACCAGCAAUACUUUUGGGGUCUUCCAUCUUUGCACAGUGAGUCCUUGUGCUCAAUUAUCCAUCAUUCAGAUGACUGUCCCUCUACUUUGGUCAUCUUUAAUGGAAUCUCCAAAGCUUCCACAUCUCAAGGAUCUUUAGGACUUUCCAAUUCCCAACCUCUGAUCUUUCCUGAGAUCCAAACUCAAUCCUCAACUAAAACUGUCUCCCAAUCACAGUCACAACAUGCUACUCCGGCCCAGUCUCAGUCCAACCUUCAAUCUCCAAUCCCAAUGCUUCCAACAUCUCCCGAUUUCCAGCUUAGGAUCUGUGGAGUGUGCUUCCAUAGACCCCCUAAUGAGGCACAGUGUCUCAUGCAAUCUGAACUUCAUCAGCUAGAAUACAAUGUGCUACAGAAAGAACAGGAACGUUUGUGGGGUUUACCCUCUAUGGUCCAAACAUCUCGGGAAUACCUUUGUCCUCCCCCUCCCAAUGUUUCAUUGGUGAGCCAGUCCUCCAAAAUCCAUGUUCCAAUCUCCAUCAUUCCUGGAGAUUACCCUCUGAGCAGCGAGCUUCGUAAGAAAUUUGAAUACCACCUUAGAAAGAGACUCAUUCAACACCGAUGGGGCCUACCCCGCAGGGUCCAUGAGUCUCUGACACUGAUUAAUCCUGAGAGAGAUGUUCCUGAAAUAUAUGCAUCAAAGAGUUUUCACAGACUCAAAUGGAUAUCUUUGUUGAAGGAACAGAGUAGCAAAAAUUUAAGGAAUUCUGAAUCGAGCCAACUUCCAAUCUCCGAUGAGACAAGCUCAGAAGAGUUUCAGUCAGAUGACAAAGAGAAGGACCAUCAGAGACACAGCCCAAAGAAUGGCCCUAGUGAUCAUCUAUUGAGUGACCCAGAAGGAUACUCAGAUAACAGUUUAGGGUCUGACUCUGAUAAAGAUCAAGGAAGUCAUACAGUGAGUCUGUAUGAAAAUGAUUCAAGGGCCUCAGGGAUAAAUAUAAUAAAUCAGAAAGAACUAGAAAAUGCACUCAAAGAACAUUUAAAUAAGAAAAUUGAAGAAAUAAAUGAGGGUAGACUUCCUGAGACUGUUCAUAGUUCAUGGCAUGCCCUUAAGCAGACAAUAUCUUUUGCUGAGAAAUCUCACAGUGAAAAACAGAUAGAUGGGGCAUCAUCUGUGAGAAACUUUAGCUUGAACACUUCCCAGGAGAUUUCUUUCUUGGCUUCUGGCAAACAAAAGAUGCUGGAAGACCAUAUAAGCAGUUUCUACAUAAGGAUGAAGUGUGGCCUUCCCACCAGGGUCCUUGAAUCCAUACAGAUCUUCAGCAACAGAGAGGACUCACCUUCUUCCUUAGGCCAUUCCUAUCGUUCCUCCCAAGAUAGCCUUAGUUCUGGGAUGCAUUCCAAAGUUAUGGUAUCCAAGUCACUUGGUAGGAGCUCUACAGCUUUGUGUAGAGACAAAUUGAAGAUAAUAAAGUCAGCACCCAAUCUGGAUCAUCUCCUUCCUGCUGCAUCACUUGUAGGGAAGGGAGGACAGGGGGACCUGAGACCACUGUCCCCAGAGGAAAAACAGGAGCAUGCAAGUGUUCAGAUUAAGGAUGGCAGACAGACUUGUCUGUGCAUCGCAGACAAAGAAAUUAGGAAACAGACCGGACCAGACAAUAGGCACAGCCCAGUGCUGGUGUCCACAAGUCAUGAUGGGACUGGACCUGAGCCAAAGGAUAAGAGAGUGAGUUCCAGCAACAAAGGAGAAAGGCUUCAGGCUCCCAAAGUAAAGACUUCAGAAUACUUCCCAAGGUUUAACAAGUCUAGAGAGAUAUUUAAGGCCAAGGAGCUCUUUGCUCUUCAAUCAAAAUCUGCCAAUGCCUUGACAACCAACAAGUCAGGGGACUCUGCAGCAGUAGAUGAGAAAACAAAGAAAGAAAAAACUACCCUGGCUACUGAAAUUCCCUCACCAACAUCAGUUUCCCAGGAUCCCAAACUAUCAGACUUUAGAAAGCACUUGCUGAGUGAAUUAAAGCUGAAAUUGGAGAACAGGGAUCAUAGCCCUGUUCAAGGCCAGUCCACGGAUACGGCUGUUGCCUCAGAUAACUUGAUUUCCAAAACCUUGCUGACUAGUGCCCAGGGUGUCUCCAAUGGGAACAUGGCAGGUUCUCAGGUAAUGCAUGCACAUUUGGACAACACACCAGUCAGCCUGGAACAGCAUCAGGAGCCCUGGGUCCCUAAGCCUAUCCUGCAGAACUUCUGGGAUAAGAAUCUCCCACCAAAUUCAAAGAGACUGCACCAUUUGCAACCAAAACCAGGAGAACUUGGUGAAGGGGAUGCAGGGUUGGGGACACCACAACCCAGUAGGAAGAGCUGCCCUGGUCAAGACAGGGCAUUAAAGAAGAUGCUUGGAAGAAGAUCUUCCCCAGCCUCAUCACUGAAGGAUAAGCCUCCUCCUGAAAAUCUGAUACAAAAACAAAUAACGAAAUUUUUGCAAUGGAUUUGUCUUAGCAGCACAGACAGAGGGCAAGAAAGUUUCCUUGGAAAGGGGACCACCCCACCAUCAUCUGUGAACAGCCAAAGCAAAGUUAAUAGUAGAGCUGCCUCUACUAGGAACACCAAAACUCUGCAAAUGCAGACAGACAUUGGCAAGGUGUUAGAUGUGAAACCAGGGAGUAGCCAUGGUGUCAGAAUCACCUGCCCCCAAGAAUCACGUUCCUCUCCGACAAAGCCUGUGAAAACUCUUAAGGCACAAUUACAGGCCCAGGCAGAUACUGUCCAGGGACAUUCUUUUAACUACAAAGCUUCCUCCUAUAAAAUGAAUAAUGCAAAGUCCUGUAGCGAAGAAGCGCCCUUGGCUGACCAAAAUUACCCAUCAAAGUAUACACUGACCAAAGACAGGGUGAGACAGCCCCAAAAAGCUGUGGCAUUCAAGGAUCAGCCACUAUCGCAGAGGCAUCUGGCAUCCAUGCCCAAUAAAGAGUUCCUGCCCCAUCCAAACCAUACUUGUAGGCGUCAAGCCAGCCAGGUGUCUCCAACCACACCUACAUUUUCUGAAGGCACUGUAUUGGGAGAUCUGUCUCUACUUUUCAGACAUAAAAUGCUCCUUCAGCAUUUCCAGGGAGGAAGAUUUCCUCCUCCCAAAUAG